This is a messenger RNA of Rattus norvegicus (Norway rat), 2806 nucleotides long. It is a transcript of the gene Zfp955bl1, whose product is annotated as zinc finger protein 955B like 1. Lineage: Eukaryota; Metazoa; Chordata; Mammalia; Rodentia; Muridae. The record is from RefSeq and is a predicted model, not a curated record.
CGGAAGGUGCGGCCGUUGCCGCCAUGUUUGAGUCCCGAGAAGCCCUUGAGAGGUGUGCUCCAUCGACCUUGUUGACUGUGUUUUCGCUUAGGGAGGACACCUGGAUGCAUCGGAAGCAGAAGAUGUAAUAUAUUUGGGAGUUUGGAGGUCAGAGGAUAACUCAAACGGGGUCACUUGUCUUGUUCCACCAUGUGUGUAAUGGGGAUUUAUGUGGCUGGGAGAAGUGGACCCUGAAGAUAACCCCGGGUGAGAAUCAAAGAGCAAGCAACAGGGACGUAUAGCUGAGAUGAGCCAGUGACCUUUGAGGAUGUGUCUGUGAACUUCAGUCUAGGAGAAUGGGCUCUGCUGGAUUCCUACCAAAAGAAGCUCUACAGAGAUGUGAUGAUGGAGACCUUUAUGAACCUGAUCUCCAUAGGAAAGACAGAGGAAGAAAGUAUGGAUGUGAAUUACCAGAUGCUCCAGAGAAAUCGGAGAAUUCAGGUGGUUGAGAAAUUCUGUGACUGUGAACAUGGUAGUCAGUGUGGAAAGACCCACCAACAGAAGACAGAGCAUAUUGCUAAUGGGGAGAGUCAUCCUGCAAUCGCAGCCUAUGAAAGCAGUGUGAAUAUAAAAGACAUCAAUAGUCACUCAUCCUCAGAUGCGCUCCUUAGAGGUCAAAAUGAAGAGAAACCAUACAGAUGUCAAGAACUCAUAGGAAAGGCUAUUAAACGUGAAAAAUGUUGGAAAGAUGUUAUUUAUUCUGAAUCCUUCCAGACACUUGAGAGGGUUCCUGCUACAGAGAACAUUUGUGAAAAUAAACACACCAAUGAAUCUUACAGGAUUCCCACUUCUCAACAAGAUUAUGAGAGAACUCACACUGGAGAUGAGCUACACCAGUAUAAACAAUUUGAGAAAACCUUAAAGGGAGAAAGUUAUAUUCAAAUAUAUGAAAGGAUCCAUACUGGAGAAAAACCAUUUGCAUGUAAGCAGUGUGGAGAAGCCUUUGUUAAUUCCAGUCACCUGACCAAACAUCAGAGAAUUCACACAAGAGAGAAAACAUACUCAUGUAGACAUUGUGGUGAAACUUUCCUGUAUUCCAUGGCCCGUCACAAUCAUGAAAAAAUUCACAAAAGAGAACGUAGUUUCAUAUGUAAACAUUGUGGGAAAGCAUGCAUCCACUCUUUUCAACUUCUUCAGCAUGAAAGACGUCACACUCGAGAAAAACGUUACACAUGUGAUCAAUGUGGCAAAGCAUUUAGACGGUCCUCAAACCUUCACAAACAUGAAAGAAUUCACAGUGAAAAGAAACGUUAUGCAUGUAAACAUUGUGGGAAAGCUUUUAUCACUGCGGGCAACUGUUACAACCAUGAAAGAAUUCACACUGCAGAAAAAACGUAUGUUUGCAAGCAGUGUGGGAAAGGAUUUACACUUCCCUCAUACCUUCGAAAACAUGCAAGAAUUCACACUGGAGAGAAGCCCUAUACAUGUAAAUAUUGUGGGAAAACCUUCACCCAUUCUGGUGCUCAUUAUAGGCAUGAAAAAAUUCACACUAGAGAGAAACCAUAUGUAUGUGUAGAGUGUGGGCAGGCAUUCACCUUUUCCAAAUCCCUUCAAAUACAUGAAAGAACUCAUACUACUAGAGAGAAAUUUUAUGAGUGUAACCAGUGUGGAAAAGCUUUUACAUGUUUCUUAUACCUUCGAAGGCAUGAAAAAUCUCACAAUGGGAAGAAACCCAUUGGGUAGAACUUGUACCUGUGUAAGCUGUGUAACAGCUGCUGAGAAUAUUUAUUUAUUUAUCAUUUGUUUGUUUAUUUGUAUGAGGUUUGGGUUAAGAAUACACUCGCCUCAGUGUACACAUGGGGAGCAGCAGACAGCUUUCUGGAUUCAGUUCUCAUCUUUCCUUUAUGUGAGUCCUGAUGAUGGAGGUCAGAUCCUUAAUCUCAACAACCCGAACGACACUUCCGAGCCAUCCCACCAGUAUUUAACGUUCUUUUUUUAUGCAUGACAAUUCUUAAAUAGGUUUUAUAUUUUGUAAUUUUCUAUGUAUACUUUUUCCAACAAACUAGUGGAUAGAUGGGGCUUGAAGGAUGGCUCAAUAGUUGUUUACUCGCUGUGAUUGCAGAAAGAGGACCUGGCUUGAAUUCACAGCACCCAUGUGGUGACUCACAGCCAUCAGUAACUCCAGUUCCUCAUGAUCUGACACCCUCUUCUGAGUUCUGAACAUUGUGUAUACAUACGACAGGCAAAAUACAUAAGAUAAUAAGCCUUUAAAAGAAUGAAGAUAUACUGGGCAUAAUAUAAAACUUAUAAGUGUAAUUUUCCCCAUAGGUGCAAGUGUAUAUAGAUGCAUACCUGUCCUUGCAUCAGGCAUAGUGUAUACCUUUCAUUCCAACACUGGGGACAGAGGCUAGAAAAUUAUAACACUAAAUAUAGAGGUUUUGAAUACAAUUUGUGAGACUUGAGAAAAGACCAUUUACAACCAAAUUAAGUUGUCACUGUUAAAACAUGAGAGGUCCAGGUGUGCCGGCACACACCUUUUAUUUUACCACUUAGGAGGAGGAAAGAGUUAGGCAGGUCUGUCUGGACUCUAGGCCAGUCAGGGAGGGAUACUGAGGCCCUGCCUCAAAAAAGGUGGGGGUGGGCGUGGGGCGCUAGUUUAACAUAGCUACUUUUAGGUCAGCCCGAGCUACAUGAAACUCAGAAAAAAAAUGUUGUGAAGAGGUAAAAAUUCUAAAUUCUCUUAUACAACUGGGUUUUGCAAACGUGAGUGUAAAUAUUAUAAACAAAUUAACAUAUGCAAAUAAAAUAUUCCUGAAAUGAUCACAAA